Molecule: messenger RNA, 663 nt
Organism: Helobdella robusta
Lineage: Eukaryota; Metazoa; Annelida; Clitellata; Rhynchobdellida; Glossiphoniidae
Exons: 3
Coding region: 1-663 (220 amino acids)
Source: RefSeq, a predicted model, not a curated record
AUGUCGCCAACCAACGCAGGUCACGAAAGCAUUACCCAAGAAAAUCUAAACUAUCACGAUGCGAGCUACUGGAGAGGUAUAGUUGAUGAAAUUCGGAGAAAUGAAUUUGGCAUUGGAGUGGCUCUUGAUGGGGAAGGAAGAGUUCUUAUGAAGAAACAACUGGAUAGGCAAGGUAGGUGCUUGGAUAGGUUGUCUAAAGAUUUAUACAGUAAAGACACCCACUUUGUUCUUGAAUUGGUUCAAAAUGCAGACGACAACUCUUACUCAAGUGAAAAUUGUACUCCAUCGCUGAGGUUCAUCUUGAAUCAGGAUAGUAUAGUUGUGCUGAACAAUGAGGUUGGUUUCAACGAGUUGAACUUCAGAGCGAUUUGUGAUGUUGGGCGAACGACGAAGGGCAAGCACAUGCUCGGCUACAUAGGACAAAAAGGCAUUGGUUUCAAAUCUGUGUUUCGAGUAUCAGACACUCCAGAAGUUCAUUCAAGGGGACUGCAUGUAAAAUUUGAUGCAAACUCCAAGCCGUUGGGUUACAUAUUGCCCGAGUGGACGGGUGAUGGAGUGGAUGGCGGGGACGAGGAGAACAGGAAGUUGGCAUUUUCAUGUUUUUUUUUUUUUUUUUAUAAACACUUAUCAUUUAUUUCAAACUACAAAAGUAUAAUAUCAUAA